UUUGACAUGGGUAUAAAUUUUAACCCAGGUGAUAUAGCUUAUGUUGUUGAUAGAUCAAGCUGACACUAGAGUGCGCUACAACUGUUUGCAAAAAUUGUGUGUAUAGAAAAGCGGAAUAAAUUUGUGUUAAAUAAAUUGAUAUAUAAUAUUAUUUACUUAAAACUUACAACAAAAUGAGUAAAUCAGUAUCAAACCAUGAAACUUCUUACAAGAGCAAUACUCUUAAUUUUCAAGAAUUUCGUAAUCGUCGUCAUCAGGUCACUAUUGAGUUACGCAAAUCCAAGAAGGAGCAUCAAAUAAAUGAGCGCCGUAAUAUUAAUGAAAAUGAAGCGUUACCUGUUAAGGAAGAUAAUGAAGAGUCUUCAGCAAUUCGAAUGACUGUUGAGGAAAUGCUCCAUGCAUUGCAUAGCGAUGAUAAGAAACAACAGUUAAUUGGCUUUCAGGAGGUUCGUAACAUACUUGAUUGUGAACAAAAUCAAGCAAAUGCGAUUAUGAUAAGUAAUUCUGUUGUGCCGGUGUGCGUUAAAAUGUUGCAAGAUAAUUCCCAACCGAUGUUGCAAUUUGAGGCAGCUUGGGUACUAGCCAAUAUUAUAUCUGGUACUACUGAACAAAUAAUGUCUGUUAUACAAUAUAAUGCAGUACCACAUUUAAUUAAUCUUUUGAAAUCAAAAGUACCUAUUCAUGUUGAACUAGCUGCUUGGACUUUAGCUGUUAUUGCUAGUAAUAGCGCGGUAACUCGAAAUAUAGUUAUCAAUCAUGACAUUAUAGACAGUUUACUGCCAUUGUUAGUAAAUGAAAUACCCAUAUCUCUCUUACGGAUAAUAGUAUGGUUGAUAUCCAAUUUAUGUUGUAAUAUAAAUACUUCUCCACCAUUCGAGAAUAUAAGACAAUUGCUACCAUUGUUGUCACAGUUGCUAUAUAUCAGUGAUAAGCAGGUUUUAAGUAAUGUUUGUUUUGCAUUAUCUUUCAUAACCAUCAAUGAUAAACUUAAAAUUCAAGCCGUGAUUGAUGCAGGUGUCGUGCCGCGUCUUAUUGACAUAUUAGACUGUGAAGAGAAUACCAUUAUUAUACCUGCACUACGUACUAUUGGCAACAUAGUUACUGGCACAGAUGCUCAGACCGAUGAAGUAAUUAAAGCCGAGAUUUUGCCAAAGUUGGUUGGAUUAUUACAACAUGAGAAUAAGUUGGUUGUGAAAGAUGCGGCCUGGAUUGUUAGCAAUUUAACUGCCGGUAAUCAAAAUCAAAUUCAAGCGGUUUUAAAUGCCGAUUUGUUUACCUACAUACGUCAUAUACUGGAGCAAAAUGAUUUCGAUUGCAAAAUUGAGGCUGCAUUAGCUGUGAGUACUACUAUAGCAAUGGGUUCCCCGGAGCAAAUAAUGUAUAUGUUGAAUGAAUAUCAAUUGUUGAAACCAUUUACUGAUUUACUAAAGGCACAAGAUGCAGAUACUAUAUUAAUCGUUCUCUGCGCACUAGGAAAAAUAUUUAAACUAUAUGAGAGCGUCGAUGAUUUGAAAAGACUGUGUAUUACUUUGGAGGAAAUCAAUGGCUUGGAUAAGAUAGAGGCUUUACAGCAACAUGAAAAUGAGUGUAUCUAUAAAAAGGCCAAUGAUUUCAUAGACACUUAUUUUUGUAAUGAUAGAGAUGAUUGCAGUAAUGACUAAUGAUAUAGGAGGUCGGAUACAAUUUUUUAAAUAAUUUAAUUAUAAUUUUAGAACUACAAAUAAAUUAUAAUUUCUGAAAGGUUGUUAAAUCUGUUAAAAUAC
Teleopsis dalmanni is the source of this 1763-nucleotide messenger RNA. Its product is annotated as importin subunit alpha-like. NCBI's taxonomy places the organism in Eukaryota, Metazoa, Arthropoda, Insecta, Diptera, Diopsidae. Gene Ontology annotation, biological process: NLS-bearing protein import into nucleus. The record is from RefSeq and is a predicted model, not a curated record. Gene Ontology annotation, molecular function: protein binding; nuclear import signal receptor activity. The transcript has a single exon. Gene Ontology annotation, cellular component: cytoplasm; nucleus. Bases 174 to 1661 code for a protein of 495 amino acids.